AGUCUCCUCCCGCCUCGGGUCUGUCGCCUCCCUCCCGUCGGCCCGGCCCGGCCGCAGAAGCCGCCGCCGCCGCCACCAUGAGGAAGAAGCCGAGGAAGGGAUGCGACUGCAGGCGCUUCCUGCAGAACAACUGGCUCCUCCUCGCCACGGUGCUCUCCGUGGCCUUAGGGAUCGGAAUCGGGGUCUUGGUGCGAGAAUACAGCAACUUUUCCAAUCUGGAUAAAUUCUACUUUGCCUUUCCUGGAGAAAUUCUAAUGCGGAUGCUGAAACUCAUCAUUUUGCCGUUGAUUAUAUCUAGCAUGAUCACAGGUGUUGCCGCUCUGGACUCCAGUGUGUCUGGGAAAAUUGGUUUGCGUGCUGUUGUGUAUUAUUUCUGUACUACUGUCAUCGCUGUAAUUCUAGGGAUUGUGCUGGUAGUAAGCAUCAAGCCUGGUGUGUCCCAGGAAGCAGAUGAAAUUGAUAGGGUGGGCAGCACGCCUGAAGUCAGCACAGUGGAUGCCAUGUUAGACCUGAUCAGGAAUAUGUUCCCAGAGAACCUCGUACAGGCCUGUUUUCAGCAGUACAAAACCAAGCGUGAGGAACUGAAGCUUCCAAGUACAUCAGAAAAAGGCAACAUGACAGAAGAGCCUGUCACAAUGAUGAUGACAACUUCAAUUUCAAAGAAUGAAACAAAGGAGUACAAAAUUGUGGGCAUGUAUACCGAUGGCAUAAAUGUCCUGGGCCUGAUUGUAUUUUGUCUCGUCUUUGGAAUUGUUAUUGGGAAAAUGGGAGAAAAGGGCCAGGUUCUGGUCGACUUCUUCAAUGCUCUGAAUGAUGCUACUAUGAAAAUAGUUCAGAUCAUCAUGUGGUAUAUGCCACUGGGAAUUUUGUUUCUGAUUGCUGGGAAGAUCAUAGAAGUUGAAAACUGGGACAUUUUUCGCAAACUGGGGCUCUAUAUGGCUACAGUACUAAGCGGGCUUGCAAUUCAUUCCAUCAUCAUUCUCCCGUUGAUCUACUUGAUUGUUGUGAGAAAAAACCCUCUUCGAUUUGCCAUGGGAAUGGCACAGGCUCUGCUGACGGCCCUCAUGAUCUCUUCCAGCUCAGCCACUUUGCCCGUCACCUUUCGCUGUACAGAAGAAAACAACCAUGUAGACAAGCGGAUCACCAGAUUUGUCUUACCAGUGGGAGCCACAAUCAACAUGGAUGGAACUGCUCUCUAUGAAGCAGUGGCAGCCGUGUUUAUCGCGCAACUCAAUGACUUAGAUUUGGACAUCGGUCAGAUAAUAACCAUUAGCGUGACAGCCACCGCCGCAAGCAUUGGGGCUGCAGGAGUCCCCCAGGCGGGGCUGGUGACCAUGGUGAUUGUGCUGAGCGCCGUUGGACUUCCCGCCAAAGACGUUACCUUGAUCGUUGCUGUCGAUUGGCUUCUGGAUCGCUUCCGGACAAUGGUAAACGUCCUGGGUGAUGCUUUUGGAACUGGCAUUGUGGAGAAGCUUUCUAAAAGGGAGCUGGAGCAGAUGAGCAGCACAUCUGAAGUCAACAUUGUGAAUCCCUUUGCCUUAGAACCAGCGAUGCUUGAUAAUGAAGAAGCAGAGUCUAAGAAAUCUUACAUCAAUGGAGGCUUUGCCAUAGAUAAAUCCGACACUAUCUCAUUCACCCAGACAUCACAGUUUUAG
Tachyglossus aculeatus (Australian echidna) is the source of this 1655-nucleotide messenger RNA. RefSeq names its product solute carrier family 1 member 1 (gene SLC1A1). Gene Ontology annotation, biological process: L-glutamate transmembrane transport. The record is from RefSeq and is a predicted model, not a curated record. Bases 78 to 1655 code for a protein of 525 amino acids. Gene Ontology annotation, cellular component: plasma membrane. NCBI's taxonomy places the organism in Eukaryota, Metazoa, Chordata, Mammalia, Monotremata, Tachyglossidae. The transcript is spliced from 12 exons. Gene Ontology annotation, molecular function: L-glutamate transmembrane transporter activity; L-cysteine transmembrane transporter activity; glutamate:sodium symporter activity.